CAGUGGGUGUCUCUUGUCCCUCCGUGUCUCUUGUCUCUCGCUGUCUCUUGUCUCUCCUGUCCAGUCCUGCCCUGGCCUCUGAUUGGCUAGAGCGCCCCAUCAGGAUGACGUCUGCACCGGCGCCUACCGAUGACGACAUAACUCCUCGACAGGCUAAUUAGCUCGCUGACUGUUAAAAACCCCGGAGCAGCGGAGCUACCGUCAACUGUCCGUCACCGGGAUCAUCUUCACGGGGAAGACAGUUGGGUCUCUCUCCCUCAGUGAACACAGAGAGGUCUGAGCCUCCGUCACCAUGACAGACAACAAGCGCCUCGCCUUCUCCAUCAUCCAGUUCCUCCACGAUCAGCUCCAGUCAGGGGAUCUAACGUCAAGCGCCCAGGAGAGUCUGGAGGUUGCUGUUCAGUGUUUGGAGACAGCGUUUGAUGUCUCGACCGAUGAUCAGAGCCUCGCCGUCCCCAUGACGCUACCGGAGAUCUUCGCCUCCGCCACCGCAAAGUUUCCAGCUCAGUCGCAGGUCAACAACAACUCCACCCCAAACUCCAUUAGUGAGGAACAGAGAGCUGAGGCUGAGAGACUGAAAACCGACGGUAACGACCAAAUGAAGGUGGACAACUUUGCAGCUGCUGUUGAGUUUUACUCGAAAGCCAUCGCCAUGAACCCUCAGAACGCCGUCUACUACUGCAACAGAGCUGCAGCGUACAGUAAACUGGGGAACUAUGCCGGAGCCGUACAGGACUGUGAACAGGCCAUCAGCAUCGACCCCAACUACAGCAAAGCCUACGGGAGGAUGGGGUGAGAGGAGCG
Molecule: messenger RNA, 804 nt
Organism: Paralichthys olivaceus (Japanese flounder)
Lineage: Eukaryota; Metazoa; Chordata; Actinopteri; Pleuronectiformes; Paralichthyidae
Source: RefSeq, a predicted model, not a curated record